AUGCACUCUUUCUUUCUUUUCUUUCUUUCUUUCUUUCUUUCUUUCUUUCUUUCUUUCAAUACAAUCUUUCUUUUAUUUAAUUUUUUAUCCGCCUGCCCAUCUAUCUAUCUAUCUAUCUAUCUAUCUAUCUAUCUAUCUAUCUAUCUAUCUAUCUAUCUCAUUCUGACAAUUUUCUUUCUUUCUAUCUCAUUCUAUCAAUUUUCUUUUUCUUUUUUUCUAUCGCAUUCUGUCAGUUUUCUUUCUUUCUGUCUCAUUCUGUCAAUUUUCUAUCUAUCUAUCUAUCUAUCUAUCUAUCUAUCUAUCUAUCUCAUUCUGUCAAUUUUCUUUUUUCUUUCUAUCACAUUCUUUCUAUCUUUCUAUUUCAUUCUGUCAAUUUUCUUACUUUCUUUCUAUCUAUCUAUCUAUCUAUCUCAUUCUGUCAAUUUUCUUUCUUUCUUUCUUUCUUUCUUUCUCAUUCUGUCAAUUUUCUUAUUUUCUAUCUAUCUCUUUCUGUCAAUUUUGUUUCUUUCUUUCUAUUUGUCUAUAUCAUUCUGUCAAUUUUCUUUUUUCUUAAUAUCUCAUUCUGUCAAUUUUCUUUCUUUCUAUCUAUUUCAUUCUGUCAAUUUUCUUUCUAAUUCAUUCAAUUUUCUUUCUUUCAUUCUAUCUAUCUAUCUAUCUAUCUAUCUAUCUAUCUCAUUCUGUUCACUAUCUAUCUAUCUAUCUAUCUAUCUAUCUAUCUAUCUAUCUAUCUAUCUAUCUUUUCAAAGUUUAUGUCUCUUUUUGUUUCUUUCUUUCUUUCUUUCUUACUUUCUUUCUUUCUUUCUCCCUGGACUCUGA
Acanthosepion pharaonis is the source of this 816-nucleotide messenger RNA. Lineage: Eukaryota; Metazoa; Mollusca; Cephalopoda; Sepiida; Sepiidae. The record is from the annotation of a GenBank genome assembly.